UGUUGAAGUAUAGAAAAUUGUUUGCUAAAAGUAAAGAAAUUAGAAAUAUGAUGUCUAGAUCUAAUUGAAACAUUAUUAAUUUUCUUUUGUUGCAAUGUCUAAACAAACUGUUGCAUAUUUUUAUGAUCAGGAUGUUGGAAACUUUCAUUAUGGCCAAGGUCAUCCAAUGAAACCUUACAGAAUAACAUUAACCCAUGGACUAGUUUUGCAUUAUGGUUUAUAUAAGAAAAUGAAGGUUUACAGACCAUACAGGGCAACUUUUCAUGAUAUGUGUCGAUUCCAUUCAGAAGAAUAUGUUGAUUUUUUACGAAGAAUUACUCCUCAAAAUGUUCAAGAAUUUACAAAAUGUCUGAGUAUGUUUAAUGUUGGAGAAGACUGUCCUGUAUUUGAUGGUAUGUUUGAUUUCUGUUCAAUGUAUACUGGAGCAUCUUUAGAGGGAGCUGUCAAGUUAAACAAUGAACAUUGUGACAUAGCAGUUAACUGGUCUGGAGGAUUGCAUCAUGCCAAAAAAUAUGAGGCAUCUGGUUUUUGUUAUGUCAACGAUAUUGUUAUAGCUAUUUUAGAAUUGUUAAAAUACCAUCCUAGAGUUUUAUAUAUAGAUAUUGAUAUACAUCAUGGGGAUGGCGUACAGGAAGCAUUUUACUUAACAGAUCGAGUCAUGACAGUUUCCUUUCAUAAAUAUGGAAAUUUUUUCUUCCCUGGCACAGGUGAUAUGUAUGAAUGGGGAUCAGAAAGUGGUAGAUAUUAUUCUGUUAAUGUUCCAUUGAAGGAAGGUAUAGAUGAUCAGACAUACAUGCAGAUUUUUAAACCGGUUAUACAAACAGUUGUAGAAUUCUAUCAACCUACUUGUGUCGUUCUACAGUGUGGAGCAGAUUCAUUAGGAAGUGAUAGAUUGGGUUGUUUUAAUCUCAGUAUAAAAGGUCAUGGUGAAUGUGUAAAGUUUGUAAAAGAUUUAGGUAUACCUAUGUUAGUGCUAGGGGGUGGUGGAUAUACUAAGAAAAAUGUUGCUCGGUGCUGGACUCAUGAAACAGCAGUACUUUUAGAUGAACAAAUCAGUAGUGAAUUACCUUUCUGUGAAUAUUUAGAAUAUUUUGCUCCUGAUUUUUCUUUGCAUCCAGACAUAUCAACAAAGCAGGAGAAUCUCAAUACAAAACAGUAUUUAGAUAGUAUCAGAAUGACAGUUCAUGACACAUUAAAAAAUCUAAGUCAUGCUCCUAGUGUUCAAAUACAGGAUGUCCCCCCAGAUCUCCUCAGUCUAGAAAAUACAGAAGAAACCGAUCCAGACGUACGCAAUCAUCAGGAUGAAGUAGACAAACGGGUUGAACCAGCUAAUGAAUUCUAUGAUGGAGAGAAGGAUAAUGAUAAAGAAAGUGAUGGAUUUAUCGAUGUUUAAUCAAAAUAAUGUUUGUCUUUAAUGGCAGCUUAUAUCAUUUCAUGAAAAAUAUAAUUAACAUUGUAAAUAUAUCAUCAUCCAGUCACAUAUUUAAUGUUCAUAUAUAUUUCAGUUUUCAUACAUUCAUUGUUAAAAUUGUUGUCACUAUCCCAUACUUUCAUUCCCGCAUUUAUUCAUAAUUACUAGUACGAAGGUACAUCGAACAGCAAAAUUUCUAAUUACAUAUUACCAUUUUAUUUAUUUGGACUUUUUCUUGUUGAUAAUCUAAAAAAUUAGGUAAGAUUACGCAAUCCCAAUGUGGAACACAUGCAAGACUAAAUAUCUGAUCAUCAUUUGCAGGAUUUUUCAGCCCAUGUAAACUACAAUAUUUUGAAAGUUGAUUCUCUAAAAGAAAUAUUGGUCCACAAAUGGUUCAAUUCUGUUCUGUAUUUCUACAUAUGAAUUGAAAAUAGUAAAAAAACAGCCAGAACCACUUAUAAUUUUUGCUGAAAUUGUUUGAAGGGUUUUCUUUUAAUCCAGUUGAAUCAAGGGCGGGAGAUCAUCUACCGUUAAUCUGAGCACAUAUUAGCCAGGGAUAAAAAGGAAAAAAAUAGAUAUUGUCCAAGAAAUGCUAAUGACGAUCACCGGCUUUAAACCUUUUACAACAGUUUGUAUUUUAUCUACUGGUUACGAACGAUUGGUCUUGACUUUGAUACAAAAGUUUUUAUCUAUUUAAUAGGUACUAUAUACUGACACAUGAAAACAUUUGGUAUUUCUAAGUGAUAAUUACCUGUUUGGUAAAUAUAUCAUAUACUAAUCUAUAUGGUGUCUGCAUGAAAAAGAAAUUUCAUGUUGUAAAAGGUUUUAAUUGUCUUGUUUGUAUGUAUGUUUACAAAUUGUAGUUGAAAAACAUUCUGUAUAUCACAUGUAAUGAAGAUUUUUAAAUAAUCUUUGGUAAGAAAAAAUCAUGUAAAACAUUAAUGUAGUAAAAUCAAUGUACAAAUUUUAUCAUUUUUAUUCUUGAAAGGAAAACGGGGGGGAAAUCAUUGAAAAGUGGAAGGGUCUGUUUUGAUUAGAAUAGAUAUUCUGUCUAUAUCUGUUGAUUCAGCUGAUUACAGAGAAAGGUUAAAAUUGGGUUCAAUGUCCACUAGCUCAUUUCGGGAUUGGCAUAUUGUACUAUUUUAUUUCUAUAAAUUUUUUGCUCUUA
Molecule: messenger RNA, 2579 nt
Organism: Patella vulgata (common limpet)
Lineage: Eukaryota; Metazoa; Mollusca; Gastropoda; Patellidae
Product: histone deacetylase 3
Exons: 14
Coding region: 95-1393 (432 amino acids)
Molecular function (GO): histone deacetylase activity
Source: RefSeq, a predicted model, not a curated record